AUGUCUCCGGGCGACUCUGACAGUGAAGAUGAUCAUGUCUUCUCCGAAGGUGAAGACACCUUCUUAACUUCCUACACGUCCUCCUCGGACAAGAAACGUGUCCGGCAUCUUAUCAAGGACAUUGGUGGUGAUGUGCAGUUCAAUCCGAAGUCCGAAAGAGACUUCGACGAGACGUUGACCAAAUGGAAGCGGGUCGCUUCGUCAAUGCUCUACCUGCCCGCAGAGUUGAAGGAAGUAGUGAUUCUCAAGUCUACUCCGAACAACCAAGAUCGUAUCGCGCGUGAGAGACUGAUGUUACUACCAUAUGAAGAAUUCAUCGACAAGUACGCUAUCGUACUAUUCCCUUUCAGCGAUGAGAUAAAUGUUGUCUGUCAAAGGCUACAGACUCAAGACCGUGGUACUGAUACCAUGAAGGUUAUAGAUCACUUCCUCCUGUUGAAAGCCAGGUUCAAGGAGUUGUGCCGUCGUUGGAAUCAGAAGUCGAGAUACCAUGCGUUAGAUUAUUGA
Messenger RNA from Gregarina niphandrodes, 507 nucleotides. RefSeq lists its product as hypothetical. The transcript has a single exon. Lineage: Eukaryota; Apicomplexa; Conoidasida; Eugregarinorida; Gregarinidae. Bases 1 to 507 code for a protein of 168 amino acids. The record is from RefSeq and is a predicted model, not a curated record.